Molecule: messenger RNA, 1584 nt
Organism: Gymnogyps californianus (California condor)
Lineage: Eukaryota; Metazoa; Chordata; Aves; Accipitriformes; Cathartidae
Product: tubulin alpha-8 chain-like
Exons: 4
Coding region: 1-1584 (527 amino acids)
Biological process (GO): microtubule cytoskeleton organization; mitotic cell cycle
Cellular component (GO): cytoplasm; microtubule
Molecular function (GO): GTP binding; structural constituent of cytoskeleton
Source: RefSeq, a predicted model, not a curated record
AUGGCCGAGGUGCCCACGGGGACGUACCGGCAGCUCUUCCAGCCCAAGCAGCUGAUCACGGGCAAGGAGGAUGCGGCCAACAACUACGCCUGUGGGCACCACACCAUCGGGAAGGAGAUCAUCGACCUGGUCCUCGACCGCAUCCGCAAGCUGGCUGACCAGUGCACGGGGCUGCAGGGCUUCCUGCUCUUCCACAGCUUCGGGGGUGGCACCGGCUCCGGCUUCACCUCCCUGCUCAUGGAGCUCCUCUCCGUCGACUACGGCAAGAAGUCCAAGCUGGAGUUCUCCAUCUACCCGGCCCCGCAGGUCUCCACGGCCGUGGUGGAGCCCUACAACUCCAUCCUCACCACCCACACCACCCUGGAGCACUCCGACUACGCCUUCAUGGUGGACAACGAGGCCAUCUACAUCUGCCGCCGCAACCUGGACAUCAAGCGGCCCACCUACACCAACCUCAAUAGGUUGAUAGGCCAGAUCGUGUCCUCCAUCACGGCCUCCCUGCGCUUCGAUGGGGCCCUGAACGUCGACCUGACGGAGUUCCAGACCAACCUGGUGCCGUACCCCCGCAUCCACUUCCUGCUGGCCACCUACGCCCCCGUCAUCUCGGCCAAGAAGGCUUACCACGAGCAGCUCUCGGUGGUGGAGAUCACCGGCGCCUGCUUCGAGCCAGCCAACCAGACGCACUCCGACUACGCCUUCAUGGUGGACAACGAGGCCAUCUACAUCUGCCGCCGCAACGUGGACAUCAAGCGGCCCACCUACACCAACCUCAAUAGGUUGAUAGGCCAGAUCGUGUCCUCCAUCACGGCCUCCCUGCGCUUCGAUGGGGCCCUGAACGUCGACCUGACGGAGUUCCAGACCAACCUGGUGCCGUACCCCCGCAUCCACUUCCUGCUGGCCACCUACGCCCCCGUCAUCUCGGCCAAGAAGGCUUACCACGAGCAGCUCUCGGUGGUGGAGAUCACCGGCGCCUGCUUCGAGCCAGCCAACCAGACGGUGAAGUGCGACCCACGGCACGGCACGGACACGGCGUGCUGCCUGCUGUACCGCGGGGACGUGGUGCCCAGGGAUGUCAAGGCUGCCAUUGCUGCCAUCAAGACCAAGCGCAGCAUCCAGCUCGGGGACUGGUGCCCCAGCGGUUUCAAGGUGGGCAUCAACUACCAGCCGCCCACGGCGGUGCCCGGCGGGGACCUGGCCAAGGCGCAGCGUGCUGUGUGCGUGCUGAGCAACACCACGGCCGUGGCCGAGGCCUGGGCCCGCCUGGACCACGAGUUUGACCUGACGUACGCCAAGCGGGCGUUCGUGCCCUGCUACGUGGGGGAGGACAUGGAGGAGGGGGAGUUCUCGGAGGCGUGGGAGCACAUGGCUGUCCUGGAGAAGGAUUACGAGGAGGUGGGGGCCGACAGCGUGGAGGGCGAGGAGGAGGGCGAGGCAUACUGGUCCCUGUGCCUUCUGUCUGCUACACCACGGUGCUGUUCACUGGAAUUGCUCCUUCCAGUCUGGCCUCGUUUCUUGUCCCAGCACAAUCUGCCUGGCGGUGACCUGGGGGACGUCCCCAGGGGAGGGGGGUCCUGGCUGAGCUGA